AUGUGUGACCUUGCAGUGUUUGUAAACAGACACACGUUGCCGUCGCGAGCUGUUACGGACGAUCGCCAUCGCAAGUGCCAGCACCCCCCGUGUUACACUUUCCCGAUCAGCGGUGCACCAGGAGCGCGACGGCAUGGAGGUGGAGCCGAUGUGCAUUGUGGAGAACGAAACGGAGGGAUCUCGCGGUGACCGGAAAGAGGGGGGCAAGAGGGGACGCAAGCCUGGAAGGAAGGCGGCGGACAGGUCGGACAUGAAAGCUAAGCUCGAACGAAGCCGGCAGAGUGCGAGGGAGUGCCGUGCUCGCAAGAAGCUUAGAUAUCAGUACCUGGAGGAGCUCGUGGCCGACCGAGAAAAGGCGGUGCUUGCUCUGCGGAAGGAGCUCGAGAUGUAUCGCCAGUGGUCGCUGGAAUUGGACGCUGGACAAGUCCCCGAAGGACUACAGGCGAUGCUGGAGAACCUCGGCACGCUGAAGCGGGAGUAACCCAGUAGCGACUAAUCCAGCAGCAAGACAAAGAAGUGGGGAAUAAGGAAGUCACGUGGAUCGAGCCGUUCCAUUUACCUUGUUUCUGCGAUUGAAACCAUAGUCGAGCUUACUUUCCGUCUUCUCUUCUCUUUCUCUGUCUUCUUUCGCAGUUAUUCGAGACUAUUGGAAGUAAUUGGUCAGUGAAUUCAAAAUUUGCCUUUCUUAUUGGGUUACGUUGCAUUUCGUGGUUGGACACAGGUACUCCUGUGGAGAGAGAAAGAUUUUUUCUUCUAUCUUCUGUCGACUCUUUCAUAAAAGGUAGGAAUCGUCGUUCUCGAUUACCUCAUUACCUCACGCGUUAUCCUUUUUGUACGUACGUUUUGUUAUCGCGAGUCGUUAAGUUGAUCCAUAUUUUUUUAUUCUCGUUGGUUAAGAGAGCAUCGAUCGAUUGGUAAUCGGUCGGCUGUCUACGGCCUCACGCUUGAGAUGUACCUCCCUGGCACGAUCAGGAAGUAAUUGUAGAUAUAUCAGUGUUACGCCUCUCGAAGGGAAAGACGGUCGUUGUGUAUUAUAGAAAGUCUAUAUUCAGUAUUGUCUGUUCAGAGAGUGUCGUUACGGGAACUAUUCUCGUUGAUCGUUUGCCGAUUCAUUUGAACUUUACCGACAUACGGUCUUCUCGUACCGUGCAGAAAUCAUCGUCUUGUACAAAUUAGCUCGAUUACAAAAGUUGAUUGGUACAUGUGUACGAAAGAGUCUAAUAGCCAAAUAAAACCGAUAUUUUUCAAUGAAA
Ooceraea biroi (clonal raider ant) is the source of this 1253-nucleotide messenger RNA. RefSeq names its product REPTOR-binding partner (gene REPTOR-BP). Gene Ontology annotation, molecular function: DNA-binding transcription factor activity. Gene Ontology annotation, biological process: regulation of DNA-templated transcription. The record is from RefSeq and is a predicted model, not a curated record. Lineage: Eukaryota; Metazoa; Arthropoda; Insecta; Hymenoptera; Formicidae. Gene Ontology annotation, cellular component: nucleus.